GACGGUUUUGGCUGUCGCGAGCGGAUUGUCCCAUUUUGGUCAAGGUGGCACAGCUUUUUACCAUUCAGUCGACUCAUCGCUGGAGCAGAGUGAUUACACACAGCGGCUUGUUGCUUAUGAAGUUUUACAUCCUUUCCAAACUCAAGUCGAACUCUAUCCAGACAUUACACGUGUGCUUUAAACAAUUACAAGAUGGCGUGGGAAGAACCUCGUAAGACCGGUAUGCAAUACCGUCGCCUAGGUAACUCUGGGCUGCACGUCUCAGUACUCGGUCUAGGAGGAUGGCUCACAUUUGGUGGCCACGUCGAAAAUGAACGCACGUUCUCCAUCAUGAAGACCGCAUAUGAUAACGGCAUUAACUUUUUCGACACUGCCGAAUCGUAUGCCGGAGGUCAAUCUGAGAUCAUCAUGGGCCAGGCCAUCAAGAAGUUUGGCUGGAACCGUAACGAUCUUGUAAUUUCCACCAAGCUCAACUGGGGCGGUGCAAAUGGAGAAGUCCUCGUAAACAACCACGGUCUUUCACGUAAGCACAUUAUUGAGGGACUUCGUGCGUCGCUUAAACGUAUGGACCUGGAGUACGUUGAUAUCGUGUAUGCGCAUCGUCCUGAUCGCCUUACGCCCAUGGAAGAAACCGUCCGCGCCUUCAACCACGUGAUUGAGCAGAAGGGCUGGGCCUUGUACUGGGGCACAUCCGAAUGGUCUGCAGACGAGAUUGCUGAGGCUUGCGGUAUUGCGAAACAGCUGGGUCUCAUUGCACCAAUUGUCGAACAACCACAGUACAAUUUGCUUGAGAGGAAAAAGGUCGAGAGCGAAUUUCAACGCCUAUACUCGCGUUUCGGACUUGGUCUUACUACCUUUUCGCCGCUGAAGUUUGGCCUCUUGAGUGGAAAGUACAACGACAGCCCAGAUGCACCUCCAGCAGGCUCAAGAUUUGCCGAGGGCAACGAUAAGUUCGUUAGUGGAAUGCGGGAUAGCUAUGGAAACAGCGAGUGGAGCAAUAUGAUCAACAGCGCCAAGGCUCUCAAGCCAGUUGCAGACAGCCUAGGUGUCAGCCAAUCGCAGCUGUCGCUCGCGUGGUGCUUGAAGAACCCAAACGUCUCUGCAGUCAUUACAGGUGCCUCAAGGCCCGAGCAAGUCGUCGACAACUGCGCGGCUUUGAAGGUCAUUGAUAAGCUCACGCCAGAAGUGAUGGAGAAGAUCAACGAGAUUGUUGGACACAUUAAGCUCGACCCUGCGCGUCAAGAUUAGACUGUCUGUUGAUGUAGAAUAAUGACAUUCUUGAGAGAAAACUUUGGGGAAAUUGCUAAGUAAUGUUGAAAAAGAUGUGUAGUCAAAUAUCUCAGGAAAAAAUCUGUGAACU
Molecule: messenger RNA, 1360 nt
Organism: Bipolaris maydis ATCC 48331
Lineage: Eukaryota; Fungi; Ascomycota; Dothideomycetes; Pleosporales; Pleosporaceae
Source: RefSeq, a predicted model, not a curated record